AGUUGCCUCUUCAGGCUUCUCCAGCUGUGAGAGAAGUUGCUGUUUCCAAGGCAGAUUUUCACCAAGAAAAAAGGCAUAUCUCCUUCUGUGGACCAAAGACCAUGGAACUGUCAGACAGUGACCGGCCUGUGAGUUUUAGCUCCACAUCCUCCUCUGCCUCUUCCAGGGACAGUCACUGUUCCUUUGGCAGCAGGUUGACCUUAGCUUCCAAUGGCCAUUUGAGCUUGUGUAAUAACCAGGACAAGGAAGCAGGAGCCAUAAAGCUCGAGCUGAUGCCAACGAGGAGAUUCUCCAGCAGUGAAGUCCAGAGGAAUCCCCCAGAGGAGAAACAGAACAUGGAAGAAAACAGUGAAAAGUGGCAGGGAGUGCUGAGGACAACCGAAGCAAAAGGGGCAAGCAAAAAUGGCACCCUCUCCCUGGUUGCAGAAUCUACUACAAGUCCUAAACUUCUCUAUGUGGAUAGAGUAGUCCAAGAAAUUCUGGAGACAGAGAGGACCUACGUACAAGAUUUAAAAAGCAUUGUGAAGGAUUAUCUUGAUUGUAUCAAAGACCAAUGCAAACUUUCUCUGGGGGCUGAAGAAAGAUCCGCCCUUUUUGGAAACAUACAAGAUAUCUACCAUUUCAACAGUGGACUUUUGCAAGAUUUGGAAAACUGCGAAAAUGAUCCCGUGGCCAUAGCAGAAUGUUUUGUAGCUAAGAGUGAAGAUUUUCACAUUAAUACACAGUAUUGCACCAAUUAUCCAAGAUCAGUAGCCGUGCUAACAGAAUGCAUGAGGAACAAAAUGAUAGCCAAGUUCUUCCGAGAACGUCAAGAAACUCUCCAUCACUCACUGCCUUUAGGAUCAUACCUCUUGAAGCCUGUUCAACGGAUCCUCAAGUAUCAUCUGCUUUUACAUGAAAUAGAAAACCACCUCGACAAGGACACUGAUGGCUAUGAUGUGGUGCUUGAGGCCAUAGACACAAUGCAGAGAGUAGCCUGGCAUAUUAAUGACAUGAAGAGGAAACAUGAGCAUGCAAUCAGGCUACAGGAGAUACAGAGUUUGCUGACUAACUGGAAGGGACCAGACUUGAACAGCUAUGGGGAGCUGGUGUUGGAAGGAACGUUCCGCCUCCAGCGGGCUAAAAAUGAGCGAACAUUGUUCCUCUUUGACAAGCUGCUUCUGAUCACAAAGAAAAGAGAAGAAACCUUUACCUACAAAGCUCACAUACUGUGUGGCAACCUCAUGCUUGUGGAAAUGAUUCCCAAGGAACCACUUAGUUUUAGUGUCUUCCAUUUUAAGAAUCCCAAGCUUCAACACACAGUGCAGGCUAAAUCUCAACAAGAUAAACGACUCUGGAUUCUGCACCUGAAGAGACUUAUCCUAGAAAACCAUGCUACUAAAAUUCCAGCGAAGGCCAAGCAAGCAAUUCUGGAAAUGGAUGCCAUUCAUCAUCCAGGAUUCUUUUACAGCCCUGAGAAAGAAAUGAAGUCAUUUUCCAAUUUGAAAGAAGGCACUGCUCCCCAUCGCCUGAGAAGAAAAUCUGAACCUUCCUCUAGAGUGCAUAAGGUUUUGAAAUCCAGUGAAACAACACAAGAUAUGCAAAAGAUUUCCAAGGAUAAUGAAGAAGCAUCUUCAUCACUAAUCACAGACCUUCCACGUUCUACAUCAGCCGGAAAUCCCCCAACACAGAGGACCUCUCAGCAAAAUAGCCCAGCCAUUUUGAAUGUCCUGGGAGGCGGUGGUGCUGGUGUGAGAAACAUCUGGACUGACCACCAGAUCAGGCAAGCCCUAUUUCCCAGUAGACGCUCACCUCAAGAGAAUGAGGAGGAUGAAGAUGAUUACCAUAUGUUUCUGCCAUCAUUAUCUUCAUCCGAUCUGCAUUCCACCAGGCUUUCUGAGGAGAGUAAUGGUUCCAGUCGACCAUGUAGUUGGCACUUGGGACAGAUGCAAUCCAGGGAUCCAGGGGUCACCAAUGCUGGUCACAGGAUUGUCAGGAGAGCCAGCAGUGCUGGUGAAAGUAACACUUGUCUACCAGAAGCACAAAAUAGAGACAGUGAGAAUGUUCAGCAUGCUUCACGGAGGGAGGCAGAGAGAGGUUCUAGAACAGAAAGUGAUGGGAAGGCUUACUUUGAUACAGAGUUGCCCCUUCCUGACAUAGACCAUGUCUAUGAUAACAUAAGUUAUGAAGACUUGAAACGGAUGGGUUUUGCCAAAAGGGAUGGGCCUGAAUAUAUUCCCCAGAGAUCAAAUAUGGAUUCUGUGCAAGGGGUGCACCAUCAAAGCAGCCCAGACUUAUUAGCCUCCCCCCACAAGCAAGAAGGUCAAGAUAAUGUCACUCUGUCUGAAAAAAGAGAUGGAACCCUAUCCGGUAGAGAUGCCUCCAACUUAAGCUCGAAUGAACUCAACAUUACUGAGGAAAAUAUAUAUGACACUAUACAGCUCCCAGACCCACCCCUACUGGAUUUUAAAUGCAACUACCUAAAAUGUGCAAAGCGGAGCAGCUUUUUAGGGCUGGAGACAGACUUUGCCUGUUGUGACAGUUUGCGCCCAUUUGUUUCUGAAGAGAGCCUCCAGUUCAGUGAAGAUGAAACACCUUACCGUCAUGGUCCCUUGGAGAACGAUUAUUUAAGUUUGCUAUACAGUUCUUCGAACUCUGAUUCCCUGUCUCACAAGUCAGUAGCUGAUAAACUAUCAGAAGAGGUAGAUGAAAUUUGGAAUGACUUGGAAAACUACAUCAAGAAAAAUGAAGAGAAAACGAGAGACCGCCUCCUUGCCGCAUUUCCUGUUAGUAAAGAUGAUGUCCAAGAAAGGUUUCACGCUGGAAGCACACCUGAACUCAGUAAAGAUGUAGACUAUGCAAUAUCUACUCUCUCCCUGCCAGAAAAUCCUGUUUUCCUUAAGCCUGCAAAAAAUAAAGCUAUGAGGUUAAGUAGGACCAACCUCCCUUUUGAAGAAGACAUGCUUUACAAAGAAAACUCAUUAAUGAAUCUUAAUAGACUUUCUCUGGCCAGUGAAAUGCCUUCUAUAGAAAGCCCUUGUGAAUCAAUUAAUAGCAGUUUAUCCCAUACAGACCCUGAGAGUUCUGACCUAAGAGUGAACAGUGCAGAUAAAACCAAAAGCAGAGUUUUUCUGAUGGCAAGACAAUACAGUCAGAAGAUUAAGAGGGCUAAUCAGCUUUUAAAAGUGAAAGGUCCAGAGGGAGAACAAACAGCCACUCAGCCACAUAAGUCAAGACACAAAGAUCUUGCGGCCAUAUUGGAAGAGAAGAAGCAAGGAGGUCCUGCCAUUGGUGCCAGGAUUGCUGAAUAUUCCCAGCUCUAUGAUCAGAUUGUAUUCAGAGGGACACCCCUUAACACAAAGAAGGACGGCUGGGCUAGUCCUGGAGAAUCACCAGUCGUCCGUUCUUCAUCACCACCACCUACAUCUCUCUCCCAUUCUCAGUUUGAAGAUGAAUCUUCUCAAGCAGAAGACUGGCUUUUUCACUCUACGUACAGUAAUGGAGAAUUACCAGAUUUCCGUGCCUGGCCUCACGAAGAUACCAAGUCAAGAUACUCUUCUUCAGAGAUGAAUGCAAAAAGUACUCCUCGGCAGUUGUCAACAGCUUGUUCUGUGCCUUCACUUCGAACAUCUACCCCUCUACAGGGUCCUGUACAAAGACGGAGUGCUGUAAUAAACCAGCCUAAUAAAGAAAAUUUACGUCAUCUCCAUGUUUAUAAUUCUCUGGGCAGGAAAGGAACAAGUAAUAAAUCCCAGUCAUAUAGCUGGUCCCAGUCCACUUCUUCAAUUGUGCUAAACAAACUGGUGGACUCUAUCAACUAUCCAAAUGAAAUGGGAAAGAAGCAGCAGCCCUCUUCACACAGAAGCUCAAGGAGUGAUAGUCAACAGGACUUGUUACUAGGUACCACCGUCUCAGGUCAACAGGGUACUGAAAAAUGCUCCGAUGUGACUCUCCAGGAUUCACAGAAGGUUCUGGUAGUGAAUAAAAAUUUACCAUUAAAUGCCCAGAUAGCCACACAGAACUAUUUUUCCAAUUUCAAAGAGGUAGGAGAUGAAGAUGACUACGUAGAGAUAAAAUCAGAAGAGGAUGAAUCAGACCUAGAGAUAGCCCAGAAUCGUCCUCGGAAAUCUGAUCCAAAGAUCAGGGAUGAUGAGCUGUCUGAUGAUCACCGGAGCAACAUCGCCUCUUAUUCUUUAAGCAGCCCAUGUGCUUCUUCCACAAAACCAGUCAACAGCAAACUUAACCUUUCACCUUACCUAACAUACGGCGACUCUGACAAACUGAAUGACUACCUGUGGAAUAACUCCUCACCCAAUCAGCAGAACAUUGUCCAGGCUCUAAGGGAAAAAUUUCAGUGUCUUAGCUCAAGCAGCUUUGCCUAAAGUACUUCGUACCUUCUGACUGUACUGUCUUUUUACAAUACCCAUGUACUACAGAUACUAAUGACAUAUUUCAAUGUAGUGUGUUCACACAGCAAUAUGAAACUGUAGAUGUAUGACACAUGGCACAUUAUGUUGAAAAAGGUUGAAAUGGACAGGACUGUACCAGUGGCAAACAGUAAUUAACAUCUAGUGGUAUAUUUUGUGAGGAUGGUUGAUUUCUAAGUUAAUUUUACUUGAACAUCCUUAGCUUAAUCUUACUAUCUUCCACUUACACCUCAAAGUUUGGUCUUUUUUAUGGUCUGGCCACUUUCUUCCAUAUCUUGACAAUUCUGUCCAGACUUUAAGAAAUUUUAUUGGGUGGCAGCUGUUAUCACAGGUAGCAGAGCAAGCACCAUUAAAAGAUUUUAAAGCAUCUUAGGCUAAAAGUCAAGACCAAGGAUAACAUUAUCUAAAGGCUAUCUGGGUCAAUUUGAUAUCUGCUAUAAGUUGUCAUCACUACCGCAUUUCUCAAUGCUUGACAAAAACUUAUGUUGGAAUAGCCCUUUCUAGGGGGUAGUAUAUAAUGUGUUAUCCACUUUUUGGUUUCUGCUGGGAGCUCAGAUAAGUUGAUAAUUUAGUGUAUGCAAAAGUUAUACGACAAGGAAUCAGAUUGCCCACAUUAGAAGGAAAAGGAAAAUCUUCUCUAGGUUCUUUAUGUAGGUAGAUUCUUUGACAAUUGCCACUCUUUGCUAUUUGAAAACAAGGCCUUGAGAAUAUACUCACAUUGCCAAUUUUAUGACUCCUGGAAUAUAGUAAUUCCUUCAGUGGCCUGAAGGAAAAUCCAAUAGUUUGUUUUCCAUUAGCAUAAGUUGAAUAAAAAAAAUUUCUUAAACAUGUUGAAGUACAUUUCACACAAAGAAAAUAGAUUAUUCUUAAAUAAAACUAAGGCAUUUUUUUUAAACUGCCCCCUCUCCUUCCCCCAGAUUUAUAUUUUCAAAGGGCAUUCUCCUAUAUGCACCCUCAUGAGUCUGGGACUUGACUGAAAACAUUUCUGAAGAGUUAGUGACUUGUAAAUGCCAUUUGAUUUUGUUUUAUUUGCAUGUAGUAUGUUUAUGUCUAUGCCCAUACAAAUCUAUGUUAAAGAUCUUUUACAAAGAAACACUCGUUACAAAAUUCUCUUUGCUACUUUUGCCAGCUGACACCUUAACCUUUCAUUGCUAUUAUUGUAUCUAAAAAGCAGUGUACCGUAGUAUUAUAUAGGGACACCAGAUACAUAGGACCUCAUAAGCCCUCUUUUUACACAGUUUUUUGUUUGGGAAAUUUUUUAAGUUGGGAAAUGCGGUAGCAGAUUUAUUUGUUAUUUGAAGAGAUCCUACUUAAUCACAAGUCCUAUGAAUGAAACAUAAAAUCAAAAGAUCUUAUGCAGAAACAAGAUAGAUUUUCAAAAUGUGGACUUCAAAGUCUUGUCUGAAGCAAUUAUAGAUACUUACUUCCUCCCCACCCCCAACACAGUUUCCUAUUUGGAUAGGCAAAUAUAAUCAUAUAUGAUAUUUCAUCUGUGUUGUCUUCAUUAAAAUGAGUGAAACUAAAACAAAGUACACAAUCAAGGUGGCAUCUUACUUGUGAUUCCUUUUUUGUGUUAAAUCCAAUGCCUCAUUUCCUUAAAUGCAAAACAUAAAAUGUGAUUCUCCUUAUUAGUGAUGGUUAGGACACUUAAAAAAAAAAAAACCAAGUCACUCUUUGCUUACUCUCUGCCCUUUUUCUUCCACCAAAGUGUUCAUUUGGGGUGGGGGUGGUUAAUAGGAUACCAAACCCUUCAUUCUUUGAUAACCUUAAAAAAUGCAGUUUCCUGGGGUUUCAGGAUCCAGCUGUUUCUGAAAAAAAGUCAUAAAAAUCUCAUACUUCUUGACUUCAUAAAAGUCUUAAAAACAAGCUCCUGCAGUGCCCUUGGAAAACAAAAAGCUACUUGAAUAUUAAUAUGCCUGGAAUGAAGUUGACUCCAUUUUUUUGUGAUUGGCAUGAACUGAAUUCUUGAAAAUGAGCUGAUCAUUUUUCAUUUUAUAUAAAUUGAUUCUUCCAAUUGAUGCUGCUUUGCUAAUUGCAUGGUUUUGAUGUCUACUAUUGAAAGUUUAAGACCCCCCACACACACCUGGCAAAUGAUAGCUUUACAAUAGCUCCUUUUGUUGUAUAAAGUGUAUAUGUACAUAUCACUGUAUUUACAUGUUUAGGCAAAGCUGUAUUUUAUGUCUUCAAAUGAAUUCUUUUUAUUAGGGUGUGGAUUUUGAGGACAGUGUACA
Molecule: messenger RNA, 6637 nt
Organism: Trichosurus vulpecula (common brushtail)
Lineage: Eukaryota; Metazoa; Chordata; Mammalia; Diprotodontia; Phalangeridae
Gene: PLEKHG1
Product: pleckstrin homology and RhoGEF domain containing G1
Molecular function (GO): guanyl-nucleotide exchange factor activity
Source: RefSeq, a predicted model, not a curated record